Molecule: messenger RNA, 4722 nt
Organism: Misgurnus anguillicaudatus (oriental weatherfish)
Lineage: Eukaryota; Metazoa; Chordata; Actinopteri; Cypriniformes; Cobitidae
Source: RefSeq, a predicted model, not a curated record
GAAAGCGCGUGUGAUUUGUUUGUGUAUCAUCAUUAUUUUUCUCUCUUGAGUGUUUUAUUGAGAGUAAACAGAGUCUUGUCUCUGUGUAUUUUAGUGUUAAUGAUGGAUGUGAUGUGCUGUAAAUCAGUAGGAACUGAUCUGUCCAUGCUGGAUAUUGAUGAUUUUAUCACAGAAAUCUCUCAGCUGAAGAAAGAGGUGGCGUUACUGGAGAUAAAGCUGAGGUUAAGAGGAGAUGAAGGACUGAAUAAAGAGGAUGAGGCUGUGGUUUGUUGUGAAUCUUCAGAGUAUGUGACUGUUUGCUUACAGGAGGAUCAAACCUCCACAGAGUCUCUGGAUUCUGUCUGUAACGCUGGAGAACAGCAGCAGAUCCUGCAGACCAAACUCAAGAUGUCUUCAUCUAAACCGAUGGACAGUGGGAACCUAAUGAUGAAGAUGAGAAGAGAAACUACAGCAGAUGAAGAUCACACUGAGGAAGAUGAUGACAAUCAUGAUGAUUUUAUUCCUUCAGAUAAGAUCAGUGAUUCGUGUUUGGAUGGAGAAAUAACGUCUUUAUCAUCAAAAGAGCGACAGACGGCACAAACUCUUUCCUGCAUCACCGAUGGAGAGACAAUGAGCUCACAGAGACAUUUAGAUAGAAAUCCAGAACAAAAACUCUUGACCUCCACCAGAUCUGAGAUCAGCUUCACUACCUUACAAAAGUAUAAAUGUCAUCAUUCAAAAGUGCACAGAGAGAAGAAGGAGAAGCACUUUCACUGUCAGCAGUGUGGGAAGGAUUUUGGCGUCUUAUCUCAGCUAAAAAUUCACGUGAGGACACACAGUGGUGAAAAGUCUUUCUACUGCACUGAUUGUGGCAAAUAUUUCAGCACCAAAAAAAAUCUUGAUAUUCAUGAGAGAGUUCACACUGGAGAAAAACCUUACGUCUGCUCUCAAUGUGGAAAGAGCUUCUCUGAUUCAAGUACUUUUAAAGUUCAUCAGAGAAUUCAUACAGGAGAGAAACCUUACGUCUGCUCUCACUGUGGAAAGGGCUUCUCUGAUUCAAGUCAUUUUAAAGUUCAUCAGAGAGUUCAUACAGGAGAAAAACCAUACAAGUGUCCUCACUGUGAAAAGAGAUUCAGACAAAACAAUCAUCUGAAGUCACAUAUGCUUAUACACACCAAUGAAAGACCGUAUCAGUGCAGUCAAUGUGACAAAACCUUUAAGUAUUCACGUUCACUAAAAAAACAUCAGAAUAUUCACUCUGAGGAGAAACGCUAUCAGUGUUCACACUGUGAUAAAGGUUUCGGUCAGAAAUCUAAUCUGAUUAUCCAUGAGAGAGUUCACACUGGAGAAAAACCUUACGUUUGCUCUCACUGUGGAAAGAGCUUCACUCAUCCAGGUACUUUUAAAGUUCAUCAGAGAAUUCAUACAGGAGAGAAACCUUACGUCUGCUCUCACUGUGGAAAGAGCUUCUCUGAUUCAAGUCAUUUUAAAGUUCAUCAGAGAGUUCAUACAGGAGAAAAACCAUACAAGUGUCCUCACUGUGAAAAGAGAUUCGGACAAAACUAUAAUCUGAAGUCACAUAUGCUUAUACACACCAAUGAAAGACCGUAUCAUUGCAGUGAAUGUGACAAAACCUUUAAGUAUUCACGUUCACUAAAAAAACAUCAGAAUAUUCACUCUGAGGAGAAACGCUAUCAGUGUUCACACUGUGAUAAGUGUUUCGGUCAGAAAUAUAAUCUGAUUAUCCAUGAGAGAGUUCAUACAGGAGAGAAACCUUACGUCUGCUCUCAAUGUGGAAAGAGCUUCUCUGAUUCAAGUCAUUUUAAAGUUCAUCAGGGAGUUCAUACAGGAGAAAAACCAUACAAGUGUCCUCACUGUGAAAAGAGAUUCAGACUAAACCAUCAUCUGAGGGAACAUUUGUAUAUACACACCAAUGAAAAACCGUAUCAGUGCAGUGAAUGUGACAAAACCUUUAAGGAUUCACGUUCACUAAAAAAACAUCAGAAUAUUCACUCUGAGGAGAAACGCUAUCAGUGUUCACACUGUGAUAAAGGUUUCGGUCAGAAAUAUCAUCUGAUUAUCCAUGAGAGAGUUCACACUGGAGAAAAACCUUACGUCUGCUCUCAAUGUGGAAAGAGCUUCUCUCAUCCAAGUACUUUUAAAGCUCAUCAGAGAGUUCACACUGGAGAAAAACCUUACAUCUGCUCUCAAUGUGGAAAGAGCUUCUCUAAUUCAAGUCAUUUUAAAGUUCAUCAGAGAGUUCAUACAGGAGAAAAACCUUACGUCUGCUCUCACUGUGGAAAGAGCUUCUCUGAUUCAGGUACUUUUAAAGUUCAUCAGAGAGUUCAUACAGGAGAAAAAACAUACAAGUGUCCUCACUGUGAAAAGAGAUUCAGACAAAACAAUCAUCUGAGGGAACAUUUGUAUAUACACACCAAUGAAAGACCGUAUCAGUGCAGUGAAUGUGACAAAACCUUUAAGGAUUCACGUUCACUAAAAAAACAUCAGAAUAUUCACUCUGAGGAGAAACGCUAUCAGUGUUCACACUGUGAUAAAGGUUUCGGUCUGAAAUCGAAUCUCGAAGCUCAUCAGAGAAUUCAUACAGGAGAGAAACCUCAUCACUGUACUGUUUGUGGGAAGAGUUUCAGCAAAAAAUGUAAUCUAAAGACACAUGUGCAUAUACACACCAAUGAGAAACCAUAUCAGGUUUUAGUGAGACACCAUAGAACUCAUACAGGUGAAAAACCGUUACAAAUGUUCUCAGUGUGAGAAGACGUUUACUAAGCCAGAUUCCUUAAAAGCCCAUUUGAGAGUUCAUACGUGAGAGAAACCUUACGGGCCCUAUCAUACACCCAGCGCAAUGUGCGACACAAGUGUCUUUUGCUAGUUUCAACCUGGCGAAAUGAUCAUCUUCACGUUUAGCUAGCACCAAGUUGUUUAAAUAUCAAAUGCAUCUGCGCCCAAUUUUGCACCCAUGGGCGUUCUGGUCUGAAAAUGAGGUGUGUUCAGGCGCAUUCUUGGUGCGUUGCUAUUUUGAGGCAAUUAAAAUAGACUACACCAUUGACCAACUAAAACGUUAGUAAUACGGGAUGCGCGUUUGCUUAUCACACCCAUGGAUGUGCAGCAGAACAUAACCCUUUUAUAAUAUGAAAAAAUAAUGGAUUAAAAUGUAAAAGAUUAUUUUUGAGUCUCUUGGACUUAAUUGAGGACUGAUUAUGAGACGUUAGAAGGUGUAAAGAGCUGCUUCACAUCACCUGCAGCCUGGUAAGAAAUUUAAUGUUUUGCUUUAAACAAAUGUGUUUGUUUUUAAAUGCUACCCCAUGGAUUUAUUGUAUAUGAUGAAUAUGUAUGUACCUGUGGAUAUGGUGAGAUAAGAAACAUUUAAUGCUUUAAAAAAAACAUGGCGCUGUCCGAGUGCUGAAACGGCUCUCUGCACGUUUACUUGCUAUUCUAUUUACUUGCUAUUCUGAUGAUUCUUAUCAGUUUAUAUACAUCUAUUAUUGGGUCUUUGUUUGCUCUGUAAGUGACAUCUGUCAGUCAAAGGUUGAGCUGUAAAGGUUAAUAUCUGCUAUUGGACACAAGAUGGCGCUCUACUACUGCUUUAUGUAUGUGUAAAUAAAAUCUACUUUAAAUAGAGUCUUUAAACUUUGUUUUAAUUUAGUGUCAAUGUAAUGUGUUAAUAUGUUGUGAAUGUAACAGUUAGUUCAAUUUGAGGAAGUUGAUAUUAAUGUCAAAUUUAAGAUGUAGACGCAUGUCACUGAAAGGGACCAGGCGCAUGCGCUCACCGGCGCAUUCGCACUUGACAUCACUUCAUUAACGGAGCACAACUUCAUUAGUCGAGGAAACUGGUGUAAAACUGAUUAAAAUAAACGAUAAUCUGUUCAAAUAAAAGUAAACUGGAAUCAUAGACACACUUAAAUGGGUUUAAUAUAGAUUUUUUUCACCCCUGUAUAAAUGUAAACUAACUGUAGGCUAUCGUAAAACUCGUUUAAAACUUUUCUAUUUAAUGUUUAUUUUUCUGUUUAUUUGUGGGCUAUUUAUUACUUUAGAAAGAUUGAUCUGUCCAUCAGUAGUUGAUAUAUCUUGAAAGGACAGCCGCCCACUGCUCGGGGGGUGUGUGCGCGUGUGUGUGUGACUUGGUGUUUGUGUGUUCACUACUCACUGGGUUAAAUGCAAACUCGGUCACAUUUCGAGUAUGUCUUGCAUACUUGACAACAGUGGGGAACCUUCAGGGCCUUCUACGCCUUCAGAGAAGGCCUAAAAAAUUAAUAAAAAUAUUUUUUAUAAUACUAAUAAAUAAUAAAGUAUUCAAUAAAAAUAUGUUUUUACAUUUUCUAUUUAAUUUAAUUUAAUACAAUACAUGUAAUAUAUUUUCUCUCAUCUAUGUUCUAACGUUAAGCUUACUGUCAGGUUCAUAUCCAAUCAGAAUCGUCUGUCUCUAUUAAAGGCGGACUCCAUGAUGUUUGAAAGCCAAUGUUGAUAUUUGAAAUCACCUAAACAAACACGCCCCUACCCCAAUAGAAUCUGGACCUUCUGUUGAUAGACCCGCCCCACACAUACGCAACCCGGCAUUUGAUUUGAUUUGAUUGGCUAUAAGUGUUUUGGUAGUCGGCCCGUCUCCUUUCCCAAAGCGUUUUUCAAACAUCGUGGACUCCGCCUUUAACAAGCUAUCCUACAGCUAAAUAUAUAUUUAAAAAAAACAAAAAAAAAUUAAAGAACACAAUUUAGGCUUGUUAAAUGCAA